AGUGCAUCGAGUUACUCAUCGGCACAUCUGCCAUCCAAGCUGCAGUUCGCAUCGGUCAGCGUUCAACAGAUUUUUACGAUUUAUUCACAGUAUGAUAGUUUGAAAUAUGUAGGAAAGUUGGGCUAGUGAUGUGGUCCGCAAGUAAUUUGACGUGACAAGCUGAGCUAGUUUCGUUUUCUUAUAUACAACUAUGGUAUUUGGUAUCGAAGCCUCUUUAUGUUUGGUAUUUCAGGGGGCGUAUCCUUAUUUUUAGGUUAGGGUUACUUGCGUUGUUUUCUUUACGAGUCGUCAGAUACAUCUGUACUUUAUUGUAAAUUUUCCCUAGACUCAAGCAUAUACAAUACAAAUGCGUUUCAAUAACAGAGAACUUAAUCAUAUUAGUCUGGGUGAUGCAGAAUUGGAAGGCAGGCUCAAUCAUCGCCGCCCACCUAGUGGCAAUUUCAGCCAAAAAGGCUUCAAGGAGAGAUGGUUUAAACUGAAGUCAAAUCUACUCUUCUACUUCCGCAUCAGUGAAAUUGGAAAAAUAGAUGAACGACAGCCAGCUGGAGUAUUUAUACUGGAAAAUUCCAAUAUCCAGUAUGAAGUUUGUACAGGUGUCCCCUUUGCAUUCUCAAUGACAUUUCGCGAUGAGCCAGAUCGAAAGCACGUGUUUUCUGGGCGAUCAGAGGAUUACGUCAAUCAGUGGGUCACUGCUAUGAAACAGGCCACGUAUGGACACUGGAGAUCUCAACUAGUUAUUUUACAAACCAAAAUCAAUGCCAAAACUGGGAAGGAUCCACUGUUGAUGUAUCCACACAACCGAGGAACUGUGCGAGACUUCCAGUCACACGGAAACAAGUCGAUUGGGGCUCGUUCAUCAAGUUUCCAGUGCCACUUGGAGCAGAAAGUAGAAAUUGUCGAAGAAGAGACUGAAACGUUUCAGAGUAAUCUCAAGAGAAUAGAAGAAAAUUUAUGUCAAGGUCAUUUGCAGCAAGAGGGAAAAAAUGUUCCUCUGCCUCCGGAAAGGAACCUCAUAGAACUGUGAGACUAUCAUCGAUAUUUUCCUCGUCAAUUAUGAGUCUCAAGUUCCGAUUGGAAGCACAGAUCAGUUGGAUUCCUUCUGUAUUAAAAAUAAACAAGAUGAUAAUGACUGUAAAUCUGAAUCGUAUUAAUCAUGUAAUUAUACAUUGAACAGAAUUUUUCACAACCAAGGAAACCUAAUGCAUCGGUGACCCAAAUAAAUAUAGGCCAUAAUUCAUAACAAACUCAAUGGAACUGUAUUUUCCUCAAGAAGCUGAUGGCUAUUCAUGUAAUCAGGAAAUUCCGCUAUUAAAUAACUGCUGUUAUAAUUGCUGUAUAAA
Messenger RNA from Zootermopsis nevadensis, 1340 nucleotides. Its product is annotated as pleckstrin homology domain-containing family J member 1. The record is from RefSeq and is a predicted model, not a curated record. Gene Ontology annotation, biological process: retrograde transport, endosome to Golgi; endosome organization; receptor recycling. NCBI's taxonomy places the organism in Eukaryota, Metazoa, Arthropoda, Insecta, Blattodea, Termopsidae. Gene Ontology annotation, cellular component: trans-Golgi network; early endosome; recycling endosome.